Messenger RNA from Erigeron canadensis, 1344 nucleotides. RefSeq names its product protein phosphatase 2C 56-like. Gene Ontology annotation, biological process: protein dephosphorylation. The record is from RefSeq and is a predicted model, not a curated record. The transcript has 4 exons. Gene Ontology annotation, molecular function: protein serine/threonine phosphatase activity; cation binding. Bases 71 to 1000 code for a protein of 309 amino acids. Lineage: Eukaryota; Viridiplantae; Streptophyta; Magnoliopsida; Asterales; Asteraceae.
UAAUCAUUCUUCUUCAUCUGGGGAUGAGAAUAUUAUUAAUUUAGUGACCGAAAAUAAAUGUGUUGGCAAAAUGAACCAUAAUAAUAAUAAUAAUCAUAAUAACAAUAAUAAUAAUAAUAAUAAUAAUAAAGAGGUGACAUGGGGUUUUAAUUCAGUUAUCGGGAGACGAAAAGAAAUGGAAGAUGCGGUUGCAAUUGUGCCUGGGUUUAUGUCCAUGAUGUGUGAUCAUCAUGAGGGUGGAUGUUUUAACAAAGAGGUUUCUCCUCUUCAUUUCUUUGGUGUUUAUGAUGGUCAUGGUGGCUCACAAGUGGCAAAAUUCUGUGCGGAGCGAAUGCAUGAAGUAAUAGCAGAAGAGUGGGAUCAAGAUGCAGCUGAUGGAUUUAAAUGGCAGCAAAGAUGGGAGGCAGUGUUGUCCACUAGCUUUGAGAGGGCCGACGACGAAGUACUUACAGAGGCGGGUGCAUCUGAAAUCGUAGGAUCUACUGCGGUUGCCGUGGUCUUAUCUGGUUGCCAAAUCAUUGUAUCUAAUUGUGGUGAUUCUCGAGCAGUGCUUUGCCGUGGCACAGAAACAAUCCCUUUGACAGUUGAUCAAAAGCCCGAUAGAGAAGAUGAACUUUUGAGAAUCGAAAAACAGGAUGGGAAAAUCAUACAUUGGAAUGGAGCAAGAGUAUUUGGAGUCCUUGCCAUGUCCAGAGCGAUAGGUGAUCGUUACUUAAGACCAUGGAUAAUUCCUGUUCCUGAAAUAAGUUUCACAACCAGAACCAACGAAGACGAGUGUUUGAUAAUAGCAAGUGAUGGACUUUGGGAUGUCAUGUCAAACAAUGAUGUCGGUGAGGUGGCUCGUCGUGUGUUACGCAGGAAACGGCGGACUACCGUUAACGGUGGGGCACCGGCUGCACAGAUUCUUGCUGAUAGCUUGACUGAGAUAGCCGUGGGGAGAAACAGUUCUGACAACAUAUCAGUGAUCGUUGUUGAUCUAAAAUCAAAUAAAAAGCAGUAGAAUAGAUGAUCAAGAAGAGCUUGUACAAAAGGCCUUUUGCUUUUCAACCUGGUAAACAAGAUCACUCCUUACUUUUUACUUGGCUUGACCCGUUAUCUAUCGAGUAACAAGCUGAGAAAACUAGAUGUUAACCGUUUGUUGUGAUGAUGAUGAUGUUCUUGGUUGAUAAAUUAGCCUUUAACUGAUGUUAACAUGCCAUUUUUUCUGGUUAUAUAACUAGAUUAUUAUAAUUGCAACCUAUUGCUCAUUUGUCUUGUCUUGCAUUUUAAAAGUUGAUUAUUAUUGUAACAUAUCUUAUUCAUAAAGGUUGUAAAGAGAAAAAAGCCAAUAUAUCUUUAAGUGUA